UACCCAUUAACAAUGGAAUCAACAUUGCAUGCCACAUAUACUCUUAUGAACCAUCCUUCCAACAAGAUCUAUCUGGAGGAACUUUAACUAUUAGAGGAGUGUCAACAGUUCAAAAUAUACAAUGGUCCAUUGCUUUGCAAACAUUGUCAUGGCUGCCGCCUACAUUUUAUUCUGAUGACAUACCACAAGGAGAAGACCCAAUUUAUAAUAUACUAGUGAAUAGUAUCAGCAUUGUCAAUACUACCAGUACUAGUGUAUGGUUGAAUAUAUCUUCUUGUACCACUGAAUUUAGUGUCAGUAUUGUUACUUCUAUUGAUGAAUAUCAGUCAACAGCAAUGGAGUAUAGUGUAGAUAAUGCUGGUGUUUACAACAUCAGUAUUGUUAACUAUACUCUACUAUUCAAUGAAACUAGAAAAUACUUUUAUGUGGAGUUGUUGAAUUUUGUACAGAGCAACAAAAGGUUUUGUGACAUUGCCAUAGUUGGCAAAAUUGAAUCUUGUGAGGAAGAUGCUGAUAAAUACUAUUCUCCAGAGAAUAUUGCAACUAACAUGAGAGAAACAUAUGUACUGUACAUAAUGGAUGGACUUGAGCCUUGUAAAACAUAUACUGCAGUGAUCAGUGUAAUGAAUACUCUGAAAAAUAAAAUUGAAAAUGAAGAUAAUGUUAACAUUACUACAAGUUCUAAUAGUAUACAAGAUGUUGUUUUAUCUAUUGAAGGGGAUGGAUCAGUUAGUGUUCGAUGUGUUUAUGAAGAAUCAUCAACUGUUGAUGGAUGUCAUGUGAUAUUUACACACACUACUACUGGAAAGAAAGAAUACUUCAAUGUAACAUAUGAUAAUAGUGCACUGAUAUCUUUACCAACAAAUGGAAACUACACUGUAACUGCAUAUGCCAUUACUAACAUGACUAUUGUUCCGUGGUCAUGUGUACAACCGAAAGAAGUAGCUCUGACUAUAACCACUGAAACUGCAUUAGAUCUAUACAGCUCUUCAUGGACUGAUGGUAUAACAUCUAGUAUCAUUGAUAAUGCAUUCUAUGUGUCAUCAACCAUUGUAAUAUCAGUGCUACCCACAGUAGUCCCUAGUAGUCAAUCAACACAAUCAGCUUUGAUGAUAGUACUCUUAUCAACAUUUGGGGGCCUGUUACUGGUACUUAUGUUACUGAUAAUGAUCAUAUGUUCAUAUUUUCCAUUAUAA
Molecule: messenger RNA, 1196 nt
Organism: Amphimedon queenslandica
Lineage: Eukaryota; Metazoa; Porifera; Demospongiae; Haplosclerida; Niphatidae
Exons: 8
Coding region: 336-1196 (286 amino acids)
Source: RefSeq, a predicted model, not a curated record